CCACACUCACAGACAUGUCGCACAAUAGCUGAAGUAAACCUGUCAUCGUGGCUCAUCAUUGAGCCUACAGAAACACACGCAGGUGGGAUCUGAAUUGUACAGCCUUUCCUCUGCCGCUUGCCUCGCAUCGGACCCUAGGUUUGAAAACGCCUGGAUAUGAAUUAUGAGUAUUUUCCUCACUAAUGAACUGGAUCAGUAAUGCAGGAGACCGCGUCGACCCUCUCAUCAGCAUUUCAAGAUGGCAGAUUUUUAUUGAGUUUUGAACAGAAAUCUCGCUUUAUUUUUUGCCAUGAAUAACAGAAAUCCUUGCACCGAUGGCCCCUGUAUACGAAGGUAUGGCCUCGCAAGUGCAAGUGUUCUCCCCUCACACUCUCCAGUCAAGUGCCUUCUUUAGCGUGAAGAAACUGAAGGUGGAGCAAAGUUGUAACUGGGAUAUGACAGGGUACGGCACACAUAGCAAAGUCUACAGCCACAACAGCAGCAAGAACGUGUCGGCCACCAGUGGCCCCCUAGGCAUCAACAGCUCCCUGCAGGUUGCCAGCUCCACCCUGCCCUACGAGCAGGCUCUUGUCUUCCCAGCCACCGCGGGCCACAUUGUGGUCGCCUCAGCCAGCAGUACUUCAGGGGCUGUGGGGUCACUGCUCGGCAGCGGGGGUGGAGGCAGCAGCAGCAACAGUAGUGCCGGUGGAAGUGGCGGGGGUGGCAGUGGUGUGGGUGUUGGGGUUGGUGUUCACAACCUGACACGCCGCAGCACAGUCAGUCUCCUAGACACCUAUCAGCGAUGUGGGCUCAAACGCAAGAGUGAAGAGCUUGACAACAACAGCAGUGUGCAGAUCAUUGAGGAGCACGGCCCAUCGAUGAUCCAGAACGGAGCAGCCAGUGGAGCCACAGUGGCUACGGUGGCCACAGCCACCUCCACAGCAACAUCCAAGAACAGUGGCUCCAACAACGAGGGGGACUACCAGCUGGUGCAGCACGAGGUGCUCUGCUCCAUGACCAACACCUAUGAAGUCUUGGAGUUCUUGGGACGAGGAACCUUUGGACAGGUGGUCAAGUGCUGGAAGAGGGGCACAAAUGAGAUUGUCGCAAUCAAGAUCCUAAAAAACCACCCAUCUUAUGCACGGCAGGGUCAGAUCGAAGUCAGCAUCCUGGCACGUCUCAGCACAGAGAGCGCAGAUGACUACAACUUUGUGAGGGCCUAUGAGUGCUUCCAGCACAAGAACCACACGUGCCUGGUAUUUGAGAUGUUAGAGCAGAACCUGUACGACUUCCUCAAGCAGAACAAGUUCAGCCCGCUGCCUCUCAAAUACAUCAGACCAGUGCUGCAGCAAGUGGCCACAGCACUAAUGAAACUGAAGAGCCUGGGACUGAUACAUGCUGACUUGAAGCCAGAGAACAUCAUGCUUGUGGACCCAUCUCGACAGCCCUACAGGGUCAAAGUUAUUGACUUUGGCUCAGCCAGCCAUGUGUCCAAAGCUGUCUGCUCCACUUAUCUACAGUCCAGAUACUACAGAGCUCCAGAGAUCAUCUUGGGUCUGCCUUUCUGUGAGGCCAUAGACAUGUGGUCCCUGGGCUGUGUGAUAGCUGAGCUCUUCCUGGGAUGGCCCCUCUACCCCGGAGCCUCAGAGUACGAUCAGAUCAGGUACAUCUCACAGACACAAGGUCUGCCUGCAGAGUACCUGUUGAGUGCAGGGACAAAAACCACGAGGUUCUUCAACAGAGAUCCAGACUCCACCUACCCUCUCUGGAGACUUAAGACUCCAGAGGACCAUGAGGGUGAAACAGGGAUCAAGUCCAAGGAGGCUCGCAAGUAUAUCUUCAAUUGCUUGGACGAUAUGGCGCAGGUGAACAUGACGUCAGAUCUGGAGGGGAGCGACAUGCUGGCAGAGAAGGCUGACAGGAGGGAGUUCAUCGACUUGUUAACCAAGAUGCUGACCAUCGAUGCAGACAAGAGGAUCACCCCAGUCGAAACACUCAACCACCCUUUUGUCACUAUGUCUCAUCUCCUCGAUUUCCCACACAGCACACACGUGAAGUCGUGCUUCCAAAAUAUGGAGAUCUGUAAGCGUCGUGUCAACAUGUACGACACAGUCAACCAGAGCAAGACACCCUUUAUCACCCAUGUGGCCCCCAGCACCUCCACCAACCUCACUAUGACCUUCAACAACCAGCUAAACACUGUGCAUAGCCAGGCCACCAACCUGGCUCCCUCUUCCACCAACAAUGCCACCCUUUCCUUUUCAAGUCCUGAUGUCUCCAUACUAACUACCAAUCUACACUCACAGCCCUCCGCUGCCUCCAUGGCAGCCGUGGCCCAGAGGAGCAUGCCCCUGCAGCCUGGGGCUCCUCAGCUCUGUGCUGCCCGGCCUGACCCCUUCCAGCAGGCGCUCAUAGUCUGCCCACCUGGAUUCCAAGGGCUGCAGGCAUCCCCUUCCAAGCACACCAGUUACUACUCCGUGCGGAUGGAGAAUGCUGUUCCCAUAGUGACGCAGGCCCCUGGUGCCCAGCCUCUGCAGAUUCAACCUGGCCUCCUUACACAGCAGGCCUGGCCGAGCGGCACCCAGCAGAUCCUGCUGCCUCCAGCCUGGCAGCAGCUCACCCACACCUCAGUCCAACACGCCACUGUCAUCCCUGACUCCAUGAGCAGCACGCAGACCCUUGCUAACUGGAGGAAUUCACACCCUCAUGGCAGCCAUUAUAAUCCCAUCAUGCAGCAGCCAGCCUUGUUGGCUGGCCACGUCACUCUCCCAUCCAACCAGACACUCAAUGUGGGAGUGGCACAUGUUAUGAGGCAGCCCACAACCAAUAACAACUCCUCUUCCAAAAAGAACAAACAGCACCAGAUGUCUGGCAGGAAUAUGUCAGCCAAUGAGGUGUCAUCCUCUCAAGUGGUGCUGUCUCCGCAGCGCUCAAAGCGGGUGAAGGAGAAUACGCCCCCACGUUGCGCUGUGCUACAGAACGGCUCGACCUCCACCUGUCCGCCCACGCAAGGGUGUGGGGGUGGUGGGUGGGGGGCUAGUGAAACAGAGCAGGCUUCCAGCACCACUCGAGACCAUCAGCACCAGCACAACGUCCCCAGACAGACGAUCAUCAUCCCUGACACACCCAGCCCUGCAGUCAGCAUCAUCACCAUCAGCAGCGACACAGAUGAGGAAGAUGACCACAAACAAACAAAGGUCACAAACUCAUCUUCUAAGCAGAGAAAGAAUGUCAUCAGUUGUGUGACGGUCCAUGAUUCACCAGAGUCCUAUUGCUCCAGCAACAACAGUCCUUAUACUGUUGAGUCAAGACCCCCCAACAACAAUAGCUAUGACACAAAGACCACCAUCUUGGACAACUACAACAAUGGAAACCCCCGUACCAUCAUCAUCCCCCCUCUCAAAACCCAGAACAGUGAAGUCCUGAAUGAGUGUGAGCGCCUGAUGCCAGAUGCAAUGAACCAUCAAAAUUCAACUUACAAGUUCAAAUCCUCCAAUGGCGUGGCACCUGGCAAUAAUCACAUAGUAGGGGGCGUAACUGGAGGUGGGUCCUACCGGCAGCAGCGCUCAGGGCCACACCCCCUCCAGCAGCAGCCUCUCAAUCUCAGCCAGGCCCAGCAGCACAUGGUAGCCGAACGUAAUGGAGUACACCGGCGCCAGCAGGCCUACAUCACCCCUAACAUUGCUGCUCAAGCCCCAUACUCCUUCCAUCACAACAGCCCCUCUCACACAGGCAACGUUCACCCACAUCUGGCUGCCACACACCUCCCUAGUCAGCCCCAUCUCUACACCUACACAGCCCCUGCUGCUCUGGGCUCUACCAGCACCGUGGCUCACCUGGUGGCGUCACAGAGCUCGGCACGCCAUGCAGUCCAGCACGGAAGCUACCCCCCAAGCAUCGUCCACCAGGUUCCAGUUAGCAUGGGGCACCGUGUGCUGCCCUCGCCCACCCUGCACCACAGCCAAUACCAGGCCCAGUUCGCCCACCAGGCCUACAUCAGCGCCUCACCCGCCUCCACUGUCUACACUGGAUACCCGCUGAGCCCCACCAAGGUGAACCAGUACCCUUACCUCUAGAGAAGACACUGACUGACACUGGAGAGCCUGACCCAGCGCUGCUGCUCCUUUCCUCAGCCCCAGCCCACCUUGAGCCCCGUCAACAUCCUAAACAUCUUCUCCUCGACCUCAGACAUAAGCAGAGACAGAGGAACUUGCAAUCCUCCUGAAACUGUCAUGUGUAACUUGAAGAUAUUACGACAGAGAGCAAAAGAAAAAAAUAAGAUUCACAGCCUUGCUAGAAGGAAAAGUUUAGAUUUAAAUUUCAGAGGGGUACAGUUCAAGAAUUUUUCUUUUUCAUUUUUUUCUCUUAAAAGGGCCAGUUUUUGCUUUUAUUUGCCUAUUCUUCGCUUUACUUUAAUAAGAAAAAUAAUGUCUCAUUAGUUUUACAGGGAAGUAUGGAGCAGGCCUUUUGGGACAGAGGAUGUUUUCUGGUUUGUUUGUUUGUUUGUUUUUUCCUUUUUAUUACCCCUCUAACAUUUGGGAAGUGACUGUCGAACAGGAGUUACUGACUGGAGAAAUCCAGAGAAAUCUGGGAAGAGGUGGAAUACGGAAACCUGCUGCUCUUCAAAGAAAAAAAAAUAUUGAUGGCCUUGAACUGUCUCAGUAUUUCCAAAUCAUUCAUGGUGUGGGGGGAGAAUAGAAAGGCAACUCCUCCUACGCCACCUCCUCCAGCAGAGGAGGCUUCUGGAAAUAUAACCAAGAGAAGACAACAAACUUUUUAGUGUAUUUAUAGAUAUUUUUCCUUUCCGUUUCACCUUUAUGAUGAUACUUCAGUUUUAGCUAGGUGUCUUAGCUGGGCCCCGUUCUUAGAAUGUAGCAGUCUGCACCUGUUUUUUUUUGUUUGUUUGUUUGUUUUUUAAAAGAAGUUUUUUCCCUGGAUACCAAUAGAUUUAUUUGUUCCUCUUUUUUUUUUUUUCAAUGUGAUUGCACAAAGUGGUUAUAAUAACAUAGGCAUGUGCAACGUGAUUGUCUGUGUGUGCUACUGUCAGCCAUGCGUGUGUAGUCCACCUCCUCAAAACCCUCUUCAGUCUUUAGGUUUUGACCAUUGUUUCCUCGUAGUGCCUUACAGAUAUAAUGACACAGUUUACUUGGCUUGGAUCCUGAAAGCCGCAAGAGACUAUAGCGAUACUUAGAGACACACGUUUCCCUGGUUUGACAUCCUAAUCGGGGCAGUUGUAGCUCUCUUCCAGGUGUAGGCUCAGCCCUUGCUGUUUCUUGUCCUUAAUGACAGCAUACCAUAGAUGACGAAGAUUAAUGUCAGAGCUUUUAUCAUGCUGAGCUUUUAUAUUAUGCGUGCAUGAGAUAACAUGCCUGGGGUACUUACCAAAGUCGUAGAUAAAUUCUUGCUACAUUUGCUUUGGAUAUUAAUGUAAAUGUGAAAAUGUACAGUAUAGCUGUAGCUGUAAACCUCUAUCACAGUGGCACCCGAAAUGUGGCUUUAGUUAGGAUUAUGUUUAUUUCCUUUUAAUCACACAAGGGAAUUGUGUGUCGUGAUCAGAGGGCAACAAUAUUAGCUCAGUUUUCAUGUACAAGGAAUGAGUUACAGUAUAAUGUUUGAGACUCAGCAGAGGUAAAUUCUUUUUUAAGGUUAAAAGCUAGUCCGAGCGAAGGGCCUGACAGAAAGUGAUUGCCAUGAGGGUGAUUCUGUAAGGCUUUAGAUAGCCUGGCUGCAGCACAGAGACAGCGUGUUGAGGGUUGUUGAGAGAGGUACGUUGGAGGCAUGAGUUAAGGGGCUGAUUGAAAGCGUAGGGUCAGUUUAGGAAGGGACUGUGUAGGGCAGGGGUGAAACUCUCUAUUUUAAAUGAGACUAAAAUGGUAGCAAGUUGGCAAAGAGCAGGUUGAUAGUAAACACUGAGCCCAAGAGGUUGGUGGAGCCACGGUGGGCACUGCCGUACCUGAAUGCACACAUAAAAUUCGGACGUAAAUCCUUUUAGUUGUUUUCAGUCGUUCCUGUUGUUGUUUGUUUCUGCAGCGAAGAUAAUUGGAAGUGAAUUCAUUGAGGUUUGGGUAGCAUCUCGUUGAGCAGAACAGAAGGGAAACGUCACAGCGUACACCUGGAAGGGCACAUUGUGGAUGGUUUGUCGUCGCUGUCCAUUUGUCUUCGAACCAGGUUCACCACAGACACCGCCAUGCCAGCCAGACGGGAUACCCAAACACUUAGAGAACCAAUAGGGCUGUUGCUUUGUGUGUUUGCUGCUUGAUUUUAAUAGAUUUCAAUUUCUUGUAGCUAAUAAUGAAAUUAAUCUCCAUUGUCCGCUUGAACGUGGGCACAUCAGAACUGCUGGUGAUUUAGUGAAAGCCUUUCCCUCUCCUUCAUGGUAUGCCAUAGUACUUGCAUUUGAAGUGAUUUUUUUUUUUUUUAAAACAUUAUCUUGAACUUUUUGACAUGGCUGUAGUACAUGUGUUUAUUUUUAGAGAUUGUUGCAAUAAUUCUUGUUGAUGUUUUACCAGAGCGUGUGUGUUUUUAUUAUAUGUCAGGCUCAUUUCUAUUUUGUAACCUGGGGGUUGAUGUACAGUAAUAUUUAGUAUUUUGUUGAGGUGGUUGCACCUGUGUAAAGUGUUGCAACACUGCUGAAGAUAGUAAGUGUUGAGUUGACGAUAAUCUACUGGGGCCCUUAUGGAUACAUGCUUGGCUCGAGGAUGCCACACCCAGGUUUGAAAUCCAGCAGGCCCCUGAUGGGCCCCAGAGUGGUCGUUUAUCCCGGUACUUUCCUCAAAAACUCUCCGCUCCCCAUCAGCUCCAGCAUGCAAGCCUUGGGUCCAGGCACUUAAAGAUGUGAUUACAUAGUAUGUUGCUGGUUACAUCAUUUGUGUCUGUUCUGUUGUUGUCUUUUUAUGUUAUAUUAUUUUAUCUACUUAAUUUCCUCUGGGUCAUUGGGGCCUUAGCACACACACACAUAAGGGAAGUGAUUUUCCAUUGAAAUCUUUUAGCUCCUCUGUUAUGAGACAAACUACUGAAACAUUCCACUGUUUUGAGGGAAUUUGGCAUUACCCACGCUACACUGCUGUCCUGACACCCCCC
This is a messenger RNA of Archocentrus centrarchus (flier cichlid), 7059 nucleotides long. It is a transcript of the gene hipk2, whose product is annotated as homeodomain interacting protein kinase 2. Gene Ontology annotation, cellular component: cytoplasm; PML body; nucleus. The record is from RefSeq and is a predicted model, not a curated record. Gene Ontology annotation, molecular function: ATP binding; SMAD binding; protein serine/threonine kinase activity. Gene Ontology annotation, biological process: intrinsic apoptotic signaling pathway in response to DNA damage by p53 class mediator; positive regulation of transcription by RNA polymerase II; smoothened signaling pathway. Lineage: Eukaryota; Metazoa; Chordata; Actinopteri; Cichliformes; Cichlidae.